Molecule: messenger RNA, 832 nt
Organism: Ochlerotatus camptorhynchus
Lineage: Eukaryota; Metazoa; Arthropoda; Insecta; Diptera; Culicidae
Gene: mRpL16
Product: mitochondrial ribosomal protein L16
Exons: 3
Coding region: 75-803 (242 amino acids)
Biological process (GO): mitochondrial translation
Cellular component (GO): ribosome; mitochondrial large ribosomal subunit
Molecular function (GO): rRNA binding; structural constituent of ribosome
Source: RefSeq, a predicted model, not a curated record
AACUUUCAAAGUGCGAACGAAAUCCAAGUGUCGGAAUAUUUUUGUGUUAUUCGGCUCCUAACCAGACAAGUAAAAUGUUGCUCAAGGGUGGCUUUUGCAGGCAGCUGUUGUCAGGUUUUCUGAAACCCGGACAUAACCAACAAAUCGCCACCCUGAAGUGCUUUGCGCCGCCUAUUGAAUACAAAAAUGUUGUUAUACCGGAUAGGCCAAAACUUCGGUUCAUGGACAAAGUACCAAUCCUGCCAACGAACAUGAAAGCACCAAAGAUGCAGAAAAAACUGAAAUUCAUGCGUGGUCCGGAAACGGUACACAAUACGUUGCUCUACAAGCAGUAUGGAAUUGUGGCCACUGGCGGAGGCCGCUUGCGGUGGGGUCAUUUCGAAAUGAUGCGUUUGGGUAUAGGCCGAAAGAUGGAUGUUAAUCGAAUGUUUGUUAUCUGGCGUGUGGAUGCUCCGUGGCAGCCGAUUUCCAAAAAGGGACAAGGACAACGAAUGGGUGGAGGAAAGUCGGCCAUCGAUCACUAUGUAACUCCCAUCAAGAGCGGACGGGUGAUCGUUGAGAUGGCUGGAAAGUGCGAAUUUGCCGAGGUGAAACCGAUUUUGGAAACAGUUUGCCACAAGCUGCCCUUCAAAGCUAUGGUGGUAUCGCAGGAAACUUUAGAAGAAAUGCAAGCGGGUCAGGAACGGCUGGAUCAGGAGAACCUCAAUCCCUAUACAUUCAAGUACAUCAUCCAAAACAAUUUGGGAGGUUGUCAUAGAUGGCUAGCGCCAGUAGAUCACAAAUGGUUUGGAAAAUACCACUAAAUGUUGCAAAUAAAAUAGUCAAACCUCAA